Messenger RNA from Gastrolobium bilobum, 980 nucleotides. RefSeq names its product probable phospholipid hydroperoxide glutathione peroxidase. Lineage: Eukaryota; Viridiplantae; Streptophyta; Magnoliopsida; Fabales; Fabaceae. The record is from RefSeq and is a predicted model, not a curated record. Gene Ontology annotation, molecular function: glutathione peroxidase activity. Gene Ontology annotation, biological process: response to oxidative stress. The transcript is spliced from 6 exons. Gene Ontology annotation, cellular component: cytosol. Bases 236 to 739 code for a protein of 167 amino acids.
CCUAUACGGUUGUAGGUUGCAUCAACUCCCAUCGUGUUCAGCUGAGUGUCUCUGCUUCUGUUGCCUUGUCAGUUGUGAAGCCAGUUCUCUUCUUCUCUUAUCCCAACCAAACCCUCCCCUCCUUCAUUCUUCUCAAUUUCAUUUUUUAGCUUUUUCCAAUUUAGGAAACCCUUUCAAUUUCAGCUUCAAAUUCAACCCCCCUUCUCAUUCACUUUGACUACAUACAGAUCACACAAUGGCUAGUCAAUCAAACGUUGAAUCAAUUCACGAUUUCACUGUUAAAGAUGCCAGGGGAAAUGAUGUUAAUCUAGGCAACUACAAAGGAAAGGUCCUUCUCAUUGUCAAUGUUGCUUCACAGUGUGGGUUGACUAAUUCAAACUACACAGAGCUGAAUCAGUUGUAUGAGAAUUACAAAGGGAAAGGACUUGAAAUUCUGGCAUUUCCAUGCAAUCAAUUUGGGGCACAGGAGCCAGGAACCAAUGAAGAGAUAGUAGAGUUUGCUUGUACUCGGUUCAAGGCUGAGUUUCCCAUUUUCGACAAGGUGGAUGUGAAUGGUGACAGUGCUGCUCCAGUGUACAAGUUUCUGAAAUCAAGCAAAGGUGGACUAUUUGGGGAUAGUAUCAAAUGGAACUUCUCCAAAUUCCUUGUGGAUAAAGAUGGGAAUGUUGUUGAACGUUAUGCACCCACAACUCCUCCUCUCAGCAUUGAGAAAGACUUAAAGAAACUGCUGGUUGCAUGAGUGAUUGGAGUUGCCACUAAAUGAAUAAUGAUUAGAAUAUACGAUGAAUAAGAAAUGUAUUGCAGAUGUUGGUAGAAUUUCCUUCGUAUAUGUACCGAAACAGUUGCUUAGAAUAUACCAUGAAUAAGAAAUGUGUUGCAGAUGUUGGUAGAAUUUCCUUCGUAUAUGUACCGAAGCAGUUGCUCGUGUACCUCUGAAUUACUUUCGUCAUCUUUAUAAAAUUGGGUAUCUAUUUUAUAUU